AUGGACGAAAAGCACAGCGGCUCGGGUCGCAACUCGACCGAUGUCCACCACACCGAAGUUCCAUUUGCUGCCGACCAGGUUGUUUGCCCGCCGCACACAACUGAGCGGCGCCUCAUGACGAAGAUCGACAUGCGAGUCGUGCCGUUUCUCUGCAUCAUGUACCUGCUUGCAUUCUUGGAUCGUGUCAACAUUGCCAACGCAAAGCUGUUUGGCCUCGCCGGUGAUUUGGAUCUCGGCACCGGCGACAAGUACAACACGGCUCUGGUCAUCUUCUUCGUGCCCUACUGCAUCUUCGAGGUGCCCUCCAACAUCCUGCUCAAGAAAUUCAAGCCCCAUGUCUGGCUGUCCAUCAACAUGUUCCUCUUUGGCUUUACCACCAUGAUGCAAGGCUUGGUCAAGAACUACAGCGGCCUGCUCGCCACGCGCUUCUUCCUCGGCGUUUUCGAGACCGGCAUGUUUCCGGGAGCCUUCUACCUCAUUGGCAUGUGGUAUAAGCGAUCCGAGGCUCAGCGACGUUACUCCUUCUUCUUCAACAGCACAACUCUCGCCGGUGCCUUUGGCGGUCUCCUUGCCGCGGCCAUCGGCAAGAUGGACGGCCUGCGCGGCUACCACGGCUGGCGCUGGAUCUUCCUCAUCGAGGGUGGUCUCACCGUCUUCGUCAGCUUCUUCUUCUACUUCCUGCUGCCCGACUUCCCCGAGGAAGCCAAGUGGCUCACGGAGGACGAGCGCGUGUACGUCGCAGCGCGCCUCCGCGCUGAUCAGGGCACCGGCUCUGGCCACGUGAAGAAGAUGACGCUCAAGGAUAUCCUGAACGUGUUCAAGGACUGGAAGGUCAUUGCCGGUGGCUUCAUGUACUUUGGCCUCAUUGUCCCCGCCUACGGCUAUGCCUACUUUGCUCCCACGAUCAUCUCGACCUUCCACUACAGCCCCGUGGAAACUCAGCUGCGCAGCGUCCCACCGUGGGCCGCCGCCUUCGGCUUCUCCCUUCUCAUUGCUACCCUGUCUGACAGAUUGCGCCACCGAUUUGCUUUUGCCAUUGUCAGCAUGUUCAUCGCCAUUGCCGGCUUUGCCAUUCUCCUCGCCGAGCACAGCAACAAGGAUGUGCAGUAUGGCGCGCUGUUCCUCGUCACGUCUGGCGCAUACACUGCCAUGCCCAUCGUCGUUUGUUGGUUCAACAUGAAUCUGGGAAGCCACACUCGCCGUGCCGUCGGCAGCGCGUGGCAGGUUGGCUACGGUAACCUAGGCGGCAUCAUUGCCGUCUUCAUCUUCCUAACCAAGGAUGCGCCCAAGUUCACCACGGGCUACGGCGUGUGCCUUGCCUUUACAGUCAUCUCCAUGAUUGCAUCGACCAUUUACGGAAUUGGCUGCUUGAUGGCCAAUAAGCAGAGAGACAGCAUGACUGAAGUCCCCGACCUGACGGAGGAAGAGAGGACGGAGCUGGGCGACUUGUCCCCCGAAUAUCGGUACCUGCUGUAA
Messenger RNA from Trichoderma aggressivum f. europaeum, 1476 nucleotides. RefSeq lists its product as uncharacterized. NCBI's taxonomy places the organism in Eukaryota, Fungi, Ascomycota, Sordariomycetes, Hypocreales, Hypocreaceae. The record is from RefSeq and is a predicted model, not a curated record. Bases 1 to 1476 code for a protein of 491 amino acids. Gene Ontology annotation, cellular component: plasma membrane. Gene Ontology annotation, molecular function: transmembrane transporter activity. The transcript is spliced from 3 exons. Gene Ontology annotation, biological process: transmembrane transport.